Molecule: messenger RNA, 881 nt
Organism: Sinocyclocheilus grahami
Lineage: Eukaryota; Metazoa; Chordata; Actinopteri; Cypriniformes; Cyprinidae
Exons: 2
Coding region: 21-881 (286 amino acids)
Molecular function (GO): GTP binding
Source: RefSeq, a predicted model, not a curated record
UCCCUUUAACACCAGCAACAAUGGAAUUACCCAGUACCCGCCGUCGGCACAACAGCAUGGAUGAUCCUCCCAAUAUUCUAAAGCCGCAGCCUCUACCACGCAGACUAUCUCUGAUUCAUGAAGGUCCUCCAAAACGAUCCCGUCUACAUACAGAAAGGAAAGAUCUUGAUGAGAAUGGAAAAGUCCGAAAAUGGACUUAUGGAGAAAAGGAUGACAGUAAACCAAACAAAAUUGUUCUUCUGGUGGGAGAAACUGGCGUCGGUAAGACGACUCUCAUCAACACCAUGGUCAACUACUUACUGGGAGUGAAGUUUGAGGAAGAAAAGUGGUAUGAAAUUACAGAAGAAGCAGCCAGAGAUCAAUCAGAAUCACAAACCUCUGAAAUCACCAUGUAUGAAGUCUUUCCUGAAGAGAGUCCCAUAUCGCUCACCAUCAUUGAUACUCCAGGCUACGGAGACACUAGAGGACUGGAUAAAGAUCUGGAAGUUGCUGAGAAUUUAGCCACUCUGUUUCAGAGCAAUGAUGGAGUUUGUGAAGUCGAUGCCGUGUGUUUUGUGACUCAAGCAUCUAAGAAUCGUCUCUCAGACAGACAGCAUUACAUUAUCAGUUCAAUUCUGUCUUUGUUUGGAAGAGACAUUGUGGACAACAUUGUGUUCUUAAUCACACACUCUGAUAGUCUGCCACCCAAAAAUGUAAUUGGUGCCAUUAAUAAAGCUAAAAUCCCCUGCAGACGAGACAAACGCGGGCAACCUGUUCAUUUCUUAUUCAACAACCGGCAGGCUGAAGCUCGUCACACUAAAGAGCGUCACAUUCGUGCUCAAAGAGAUGCCUGGGAAGACAGCGUGGACGGCAUGAAGCAUUUUCUUCACUUCAAGAUAUAA